UUAUCUUUAUCUACAGUUAAGUUAUCGAAUUACCACAUGUCGACAACAGCUGCUGCUGCUAGAGCUAGAAUGCUAUUGCUUUGAAAACAGAACUCUCGCAGAAACCUGUGCGGCUGUGCGAUAUUUCGAAGUGUUCGUAAACGUAAACCGAGAGUGUUCAUUUCUUAAACUAGGGUACUGUUACUUAAACGUUCGUUUUGACGCGAUAAAAUUUGAUUAUUCGAAUAAAAAAAAUGGUGUGACUGUUCUUGGAAGUGUAUUGUUUACGUUGUGCCGGUUUCGGUUGCCGGAUAAUUUGUGAUUUGGAUGACGUUUUACGACGUAUAAAGGCUUAUUUUGUUCGGAAGGUGAAGCUGCGAGUGUUUAAGAGUAAAUUUCUUAUAACGGAUUCGUGCUUAAGCUAAAGUAAUUAUAUCGAGCAAAUAAAUUUUACCAACUCCCAAUCUGUUCUCAUUAAUCAAAGAGCUAACCCAUGUACUGGAUAGCUUCGCAGGCUACGUUUUAGUGUUAUCAGUUACCACUCCUCUUUCGCCAGCGCUGUCGGCGCUGUUUUGUAUUGCUGUUGAUCAAGUUGCAUACCUGUUGCAAGUCAGACUCUCAGACAUCCGAUACUUGCGAAUAAAAUGAUGACGGAGCAACUCUGCGAAGAAAGUGACCAAAUAAUGGUGCAGACUCUGCAGACCCAGACCCAGACCGCGGCCGCGGACGCGGAGCUGGAGGUGCCCAGCCGUAAAAGGAAAACGAGUACGUCGAGUAUCUGCAGUUCCUCCAAAGCGAUAGCGAUGGAUAACGACGAAGACUUGGCCGUCAAGAUAUCGCGGCUGCUCGAUUUAAAAUUACAUCCCGUCAUAUCUCGACUGGAUGAAAUUGCUUCGAUGGUCGAACGUCAGGCUGAAAAUUUGGCCUCUCUCACUGAUCGUGUUGGACGCAUCGAAGACGAUAUCGUAAGUGCAGCUGGUGCAAAUAAAACCAACGAAGUCGAGCUGCUUCAAAAACAGCUGACAUUUUUCGCUAGUCCGAUGCAUACGCAUACGCCCGAUACGGAUAUUCCUAAGGAUGAGACAGUUUGGCGUGGAAUGUUGGAAUGGAACGAUAAAGUAGUUUAUUGCGAUGCUACUUGGGAUCCGAAAAAUGGUGAUCCAGAAGUUAAAUUUGACGAUUGGCCGACGAAAUUGGUGAUGCAGGUUUUACCCAAAACGUUGAUAAGUAGCGUGGGUGCAUCUUACAUGAAAAAUGCCACCUCUAUGGUAUUCUAUCCCACUCCUAGCGCAGCUUCAGAUGUAGUCGCCAAAAAAAUGACUAGUGGUUUUGCCGGUUGCAUUACGUUGAAAAAUUCGAAUACUCCGGAUUGCAAUUUAAAAGUGCUGAUUUUAACGUUUUCGCCGAGUAAAAACGUAUACCUCGGUUUCAUCCCGCACGAUCAGUCGACAUUUGUAAAACGACUUCGCAGCCUGAUUCAGCAGCGUAAAAAUGAUCAGAAGAUGGGAAAAAUUCCGGCUAGUCCCCUAGGAUCCAGCAGUACGCCCGUAUCACAAACUCCGAGUCGAUCUAAUAACCUGGCGACCGAGAUGAAAUUAACACGCCGAGAUAAUUUGAACAUCAUUCACCAACUCAAGCAAUCAUUGGCCGCUGCUCAACGAAAAGAGUUGCAAUAUCAGCGAACUCCCCGAUUUAAGGUGAAGCUUCGCCGGCCAUCCGCUGUGGGAAGAUCUCAUACGGUGAACGUGCCAAGCCACCAGCAGCAUCCUCAACCUCAACAGGUUCGAAAUAUUCGCUCAGAUGCUGCGCAAACUGCUACACAAUUCGAUGAUGAAGAAGAUGUUAAAUUUUUCGUGUAAUUGACGAGAAUUUAAACUCGUAGAAGGAUAUUAUUUUUGUUUUGGUUUCUCGCGCAGAGAGUUGUCAUUUUAUUAUUUACCUAAGUACCAUUUUUUGUUACGUUUUUAUAUUGUAAUUCUACGUGCACCGAAGGUGUAUAAGUUGCUUUCAAUACAUCAAUUCGUAUCUAU
Planococcus citri (citrus mealybug) is the source of this 2009-nucleotide messenger RNA. Its product is annotated as mediator of RNA polymerase II transcription subunit 25-like. Gene Ontology annotation, biological process: positive regulation of transcription by RNA polymerase II. The coding region runs from base 624 to 1838 and encodes 404 amino acids. The transcript has 5 exons. The record is from RefSeq and is a predicted model, not a curated record. NCBI's taxonomy places the organism in Eukaryota, Metazoa, Arthropoda, Insecta, Hemiptera, Pseudococcidae. Gene Ontology annotation, cellular component: mediator complex; transcription regulator complex.